Messenger RNA from Lontra canadensis (Northern American river otter), 1344 nucleotides. RefSeq names its product neuritin 1 like (gene NRN1L). The transcript has 3 exons. Lineage: Eukaryota; Metazoa; Chordata; Mammalia; Carnivora; Mustelidae. Bases 552 to 1079 code for a protein of 175 amino acids. The record is from RefSeq and is a predicted model, not a curated record. Gene Ontology annotation, cellular component: plasma membrane. Gene Ontology annotation, biological process: nervous system development; neuron projection extension.
GGGAGUGCUGGAUCGGGCUUAGCGCUGUGUGGCACACCCUCUCCCCAGUCUAGGUAUAGGGCCUGUGAGAGCUGAGGCCCAGCCUUCCUGGGCCCUGGGAACCAGGCUGGAGUGGAGGUGCGACGGCUUCAGGGAGGGGUAAUACGUGCCAGUGGCUUCAGGAUGCAAAAUGGGCAUGACCUGACAUCUAGUCAUGGGGAAAGGACCCCAAAGUUCCACAUCACCCAUUCCAGUAAAGGGAGACCUAGGCUCUCGUGCGACCCCUAGUCCAGCCGUGGGGCCCCUGAGGCCCUCUCUUAGGGUCUGAUCUGGAUCCCGACCCUGCCUCUCCUGCUGUCCCUGGCAGAGAACACCUGUCUUUGGGUAUGAGGGUGGGAUGGUCAAGUGAAGUUUGUCCAGCCUGCAGGACAGUUAAGGGAGCCUGUAGCCCUCAUCUCCAUGUUCUGACUCUUUCACUUGGACCAUCCUUACUUCACCUGUGACCCUAGAAGCUCAGAGGAAGAGUCAACCCCUUGGGACAGGACACCUUACCCCCUCUCCACAUACCCUGUAUGGAUUGUGCCUGGGGGGGAGCCAAUGCAGGUGGAUCCCCAGAUGUGCCCGUUGGUUCCCUUGGGUGCUUCUGUUUGACGCUGAGUCAUGUCCCCCAAGCACACGCAGUCCUUGUAUCUCCCCUGGCAGCAGCUGCAACGGGCCCAGGGGGCUGUGACACCAUAUACCAGGGGUUUGCUGAGUGUCUCAUCCGCUUGGGGGACGGCAUGGGCCUUGGAGGCGAGCUGGACACUGUCUGCAGGUCUUGGAAUGACUUCCACGUCUGUGCCUCCCAAGUCCUGUUGCGCUGCCCAGAGGAGGCUGCUGCUGUGUGGGAGUCACUACAGCAAGAAGCUCGCCAGGCCCCGCACCCAGAUAACUUGCAUGUUCUCUGCGGCACCCCUGUGCGUAUCAGGGAGCAUGGCAUAGGCCCCGAGACCAACCAGGAGACGCUGCAGGCAAGAGCAUCUGCACCCACCCCAGCCCCAACGCCCCCACUGCUGGCGGCUGCUCUGGCGCUUGCCUGCCUUCUGGGGCCUCUGGCCUAGCCAGUCUGGUGGAGUAGCAGCACCCCUGCCUCCUACCCUGCUCUGGUAGCUGCUCUCGGGGCUCUACACAGUGCCCUUGGCUUUCAUUAAAGGUAUUUAUAUUUGUACUAAGCUCCUUUCUUUCUUCUGGCCAUUGCCAGCCCUGCUUUGUUGGGGCGGAGCCUCCAGAAGCUCAUCUCCGGGGAUGGAUGGGCAGGGCCCAUGGCCACCACAGGGGACUCAAUCUUUCUACUUAAAGAUAAUUAUUUCCCAGGGCUGGCUGUGC